Messenger RNA from Miscanthus lutarioriparius, 1338 nucleotides. Lineage: Eukaryota; Viridiplantae; Streptophyta; Magnoliopsida; Poales; Poaceae. The record is from the annotation of a GenBank genome assembly.
AUGCCCUUCUACAUUUUGCGUGCCGUAGUGGGCAGGUCGGCGAAGAGUGCUGGUGAGGCAGCAGGGCUCGGGACGGGACGGGACAGGCAGAGGAGAACAAAAAUCCUAGAUCCUUCCUGCCCGCCCGCCUGCCCGUGCCCGUCGGCGCGUCGUUGUUGCCGGCCGCGCCAUACCUCAGGCUUCUCCUCAUCCAGGGGAAUCGGAUACACAACAAGCUGCAGGAUGGUGCUGUGGGUCUUCGGCUACGGGUCCCUCAUCUGGAACCCCGGCUUCGACUUCGACGACAAAAUCCUUGGCUUUAUCAAGGGCUACAAGCGGACCUUUAAUCUCGCUUGCAUUGACCACAGAGGCACACCGGAGCAUCCGGCGAGGACCUGCACGCUUGAAACUGACGACGAGGCCAUAUGCUGGGGAAUUGCAUAUUGUGUCAAGGGUGGUCCAGAAAAAGAGCGAAAAGCAAUGCAGUACUUGGAGAGAAGGGAGUGUGAAUAUGACCAGAAGAUAUCCAUUGAUUUCUACAAGGAAGGAGAUCCCCUGAAACCAGCUGUGACGGGCGUCUUAGUUUUUGUGUCCACUCCAGAUCCAAUUGGCAACAAGUACUACCUUGGCCCUGCUCCUUUGCAGGAUAUGGCAAGGCAAAUUGCUACAGCCAAUGGCCCUACUGGCUAUAAUAGGGAUUACCUGUUCUCAAUGGAGAAGGCAUUAGCCAGCAUAAAUAAAAAUGAGCAGAAUGACACAACUGCAGUAAACUAUGAGGCAGCACUUGUAUCAUCAUCUGGUGAUUACAGGAUGCCUUUGGUAUGGAUAGACUUGGAAAUGACCGGUUUGGAUAUUACAAAAGAUCGGAUUUUGGAGAUUGCUUGUGUCAUAACGGAUGGUAAACUUACAAAACAAAUUGAGGGUCCUGACUUGGUUAUAAGCCAGAGCAAAGAUUGUUUAGAUAAUAUGGGUGAAUGGUGCAAAACUCAUCAUGCAGCUAGUGGUUUGACAGAAAGAGUACUGCAGAGUGAACUUUCUGAACAUGACGCAGAGGCAAAAGUUUUAGACUUUGUUAGGAAGCACAUAAAUUCAGGCACUCCAUUAUUAGCUGGGAAUUCUGUUUAUGUGGAUUUACUAUUUCUGAAGAAGUACAUGCCACAGCUUGCAGCCGUCUUCUCUCAUGUAAUUGUCGAUGUGAGCAGUAUAAUGGCUUUAUGCAUACGAUGGUACCCCAAAGAAAGGAAACAAACUCCAAUAAAGCAGAAAACCCACAGGGCAAUGGAUGAUAUUAAAGAAAGCAUCGCCGAACUGAAGUACUAUAAGGACAACAUUUUCAAACCACAGAAAUCAAAGCGGUAG